Mangifera indica (mango) is the source of this 1457-nucleotide messenger RNA. RefSeq names its product peroxidase 73-like. The transcript is spliced from 4 exons. NCBI's taxonomy places the organism in Eukaryota, Viridiplantae, Streptophyta, Magnoliopsida, Sapindales, Anacardiaceae. Gene Ontology annotation, biological process: response to oxidative stress; hydrogen peroxide catabolic process. Bases 242 to 1240 code for a protein of 332 amino acids. The record is from RefSeq and is a predicted model, not a curated record. Gene Ontology annotation, molecular function: peroxidase activity; heme binding.
AUUUUUCAAUCUUGAAUAGUAACUUCAUUAAUUAAUGAGGCAGUCAUGAGGAUGGCGAAGGCCGCCAUACGGUCACCAUAUUCCAAAUCUCUUUCAAGCUCACCACUUUCUAUUAUAAAAAUAUUACAUUCCAACACCCAACUGGCUCAGCACCACCACCACCACCACCACCACCACCACCACCACUGCACAGCUUAUAUAUUCCUCUUGUCCAUUUUUUCUUAUUAAUCGUGUGCCUCAAAUGGGUCGACGAUUCAAUUUUAGUGUUAUUCUGAUACUGUCAUUUUCUCUGAAUUUGUUCCUGUAUCCCAGAAUCGUAUCCUCAGAACUCAAGCGCAACUAUUAUGCCAAAAUCUGCCCCAAUGUUGAAAACAUCGUUAGAAAAGCAGUUGAGAAGAAAUUCAAGGAAACAUUUGUCACUGUUCCUGGCACUCUCCGUCUCUUCUUCCAUGAUUGCUUUGUCGAGGGUUGUGAUGCGUCUGUUAUAAUUCAAUCAACUGAAAGCAACAAAGCUGAGAAGGAUCACCCAGAUAAUUUAUCCCUAGCUGGAGAUGGAUUCGACACUGUAAUCAAAGCCAAACAAGCAGUUGAUGAAGUUUCCAGUUGCAAAAACAAGGUCUCCUGCGCUGACAUCCUCGCCAUGGCCACCCGAGAUGUCGUUGCCCUGUCUGGUGGACCUUCAUAUGAGGUUGAGUUAGGAAGACUAGAUGGUCUCAGUUCAACUGCGUCGAGCGUAAAUGGGAAGCUCCCUCAUCCAACUUUCAAGUUGAAUCAGCUCAACUCCUUGUUUGCCGCCCAUGGACUCAACCAACUGGACAUGAUUGCCCUCUCUGCUGCCCACACCGUUGGAUUCUCUCACUGCGGCAAGUUUUCAAACAGGAUUUACAACUUCAGCCCUAAAAAUCCAGUUGAUCCUACGAUUAACAAGACAUAUGUGGCCGAGCUAAAGCAGAUGUGCCCAAAAAAGGUGGACCCUCGGAUCGCCAUCAACAUGGACCCCAUCACACCCAACACCUUUGAUAAUGUAUACUUCAAGAAUCUUCAACAGCACAAGGGUCUUUUCACCUCCGAUCAGAUCCUCUACACAGACUCCAGGUCCAGACCCGCUGUAAAUGCGUGGGCCACCGACUCCAACUCCUUUAACAAGGCUUUUAUUACUGCUAUCACCAAGCUGGGUCGGGUCGGUGUCAAGACAGGGAAAAAUGGAAAUAUCCGUCAUGAUUGUAGUGCGUUUAAUUAGUUUAUUGAACUGGAUUAUUAACUAACUAGGUUCUCUUGUUGUGGGUGCCUUAUUUUUUGUUUUAAAGAAUCGGAUUAACUUGUAAUAAAAUCCGAGCUUGUGAAAUAAACGACAUGACAAUCUUGUUUGUGUGUCGUUUUACAUGUAUGGUCAUCUAAUUUUAUCGACUCUCUACUGCAAUGAUAUGAGCAAACAAUUAUACGACCAUUUCUGUCAA